UGUUACUAUCAGGUGGAGUGGUGUACAGAAGAAAAAGGCAUUUCACCAUCCCACUCCUCAUUUCACUGGCUAUCAGCUCCAAGGAAGUUCCAUUAUUUCUGGUACCAUCAGAGAAAGACGCCAUUACCAGCAGUUCCAGGACACCUAACCAAAGGCUGGUGUCAAGACUGUGCUAAUGACCUCCAGGUCUUAAGUCUCUUGUUGCCUGGUGACAAAGUUUCACAGUUGAGGAGGAGAAGCUGGGACUAGCAGGGGAGGGAUGAGCUAUAAGGAUGGGGCUUGACCUGGACUAGGAAGAAAGUUUCCCACAGGAUCUAGCUCAGCUCCUGCCAGCAUCUGCAGAACAUGAUGAGUCAGGAGCUUCCUGGGUGGCCAAGAGAGCCACUGGCGGCCAAGAGAGCCAUCUGACAUUGUAAAGCCAAGCUUGUACGGAAAAGCCAGAUGGCAGCUAAGUCCUUGGGAAAGGGCACCAGAGAGAUGCUGGCUCCAGUCGAGGCAUGCGCCUUUGACUAGGCCCUGGGCGUUUCAUCUGUGAAGUGGAGUGACUGGAUUAAAUGAGAUGAUGCACAUGAGCUUCACGAGAAACACAAAGGUACAUAGUACAACUCCAGUAGGAAUUGCUGGACAGAUGACUGAAUGAGGAGACUGAACUGUAGCCAGCUCUAGAGAUUAAAACAGUUUUUCAUGAUUUUUCCUCACACUGAUCACUAUCCAAUCAGAACAACAAACUUCUAACACUCCCUCACUAAAAGAACAUGGUUAAGGGUGAGAAAGGCCCCAAGGGCAAGAAGAUCAACCUCAAGGUGGCCAAGAAUUGCAUCAAAAUCACUUUUGAUGGGAAAAAGCGCCUUGACUUGAGCAAGAUGGGAAUUACCACCUUCCCCAAGUGUAUUCUGCACCUUAGUGACGUGGACGAGCUGGACCUUAGCCGGAAUCUGAUCAGGAAGAUCCCUGACUCCAUCUCCAAGUUCCAGAACCUCCGGUGGCUGGACCUGCACAGCAACUACAUAGACAAGCUGCCUCAGUCCAUUGGCCAGAUGACCAGCCUGCUCUACCUCAACGUCAGCAACAACCGGCUGACCAGCAACGGGCUGCCCGUGGAGCUGAAGCAACUCAAGAACAUCCGCACUGUGAACCUAGGCUUGAACCACCUGGACAGUGUGCCCACCACGCUGGGGGCCCUGAAGGAGCUCCACGAGGUAGGGCUCCAUGACAACCUACUGAACAACAUCCCCGUGAGCAUGUCCAAGCUCCCCAAGCUGAAAAAGCUCAACAUAAAGCGGAACCCCUUUCCAAAGCCAAGUGAGUCAGAAAUGUUCAUAGACUCCAUCAGGAGGCUGGAGAACUUGUAUGUUGUGGAGGAGAAGGAUCUGUGUGCGGCUUGCCUGAGAAAAUGCCAAAACGCCCGGGACAACCUGAAUAGAAUCAAGAACAUGGCCACGACAACACCGAGAAAGACCAUCUUUCCCAAUCUGAUCUCACCCAAUUCCAUGGCCAAGGACUCCUGGGAAGACUGGAGGUGACUUGGAACCUGACCCUGAGGCAGAAGGGAAAGAGAGAGGGCGGGAAGAGGGCAGUGGGCUACAUCCACAGGAAACCAAGGGCUCCCCCGUGGCUGCAGCAGCUCUUUCAGCCAAGCCCAUAAAACUCCUUUCCUUAC
Messenger RNA from Gorilla gorilla gorilla (western lowland gorilla), 1660 nucleotides. It is a transcript of the gene LRRC18, whose product is annotated as leucine rich repeat containing 18. Gene Ontology annotation, molecular function: protein binding. The coding region runs from base 756 to 1523 and encodes 255 amino acids. Gene Ontology annotation, cellular component: cytoplasm. The record is from RefSeq and is a predicted model, not a curated record. NCBI's taxonomy places the organism in Eukaryota, Metazoa, Chordata, Mammalia, Primates, Hominidae. The transcript is spliced from 5 exons.